AUGAUGAAUGCAGAUGCUCAGCUCGAAGACUUGUUACAGGCAAAUGGAGACAGCCAUCUUUUCGAUCAAAUGUUGCAGCUUGGUCAUCCACCCGUGAUGUUUUGGUGGAAACAGAUCGAUGAAUUCAUUCGAGCUAUUGAAACUGCUCGAGCCAAAGUGGAGAAUGCAGAAGCAAAACCCUUACCACCUGAUCCACUUGCACUGCCCACCGUAGUAACGGUGAAAAGAUUCAAAGAAGCUGUACUCAACUAUAUCAAGCCUCAAAAACACGCAGAUCGAUUAGGGACAUCGUGUCUGCUGUGUUCAUUGCCAGAAUCGGUAACGGUAGGGUACAAAUUGCGUGCUCUAGAUGAUGAUCCUUGGAUUCAGCGGGUGAUGGCUGUUGGAGAGCCAAACAUGUUGCCAAUUGCAUGUGUAUUCAUGCCUCGUGGGCUUCGCGCAAGUGCACUUGACAUAGUGACGCCACGACACAAUCGGACUAGUUUGUGGGGCUGA
Molecule: messenger RNA, 495 nt
Organism: Peronospora farinosa
Lineage: Eukaryota; Oomycota; Peronosporomycetes; Peronosporales; Peronosporaceae
Source: the annotation of a GenBank genome assembly